This is a messenger RNA of Rhea pennata, 3975 nucleotides long. It is a transcript of the gene MEI1, whose product is annotated as meiotic double-stranded break formation protein 1. The coding region runs from base 1 to 3975 and encodes 1324 amino acids. The transcript has 32 exons. Lineage: Eukaryota; Metazoa; Chordata; Aves; Rheiformes; Rheidae. Gene Ontology annotation, biological process: meiosis I. The record is from RefSeq and is a predicted model, not a curated record.
AUGGCGGUGGCGUGCGCGCGGCUGCCCGGCCGGCACGGCGCGCGCUGGGCCCUGCCGCUCCGCCCGCCGCUCUGCCUCGCCUGCGCUGUGGAGACUCUGGGCGACGGCAGCGCCUCGCUGGUGCGUAAGAAACACGUGCUCUCCCGUCUCCGCGAUGCCUUGGCCUGGCAGCCGCUGCCGGUCAUCCAGCUGCUGGCACCAGAUGAAGGGCUCUGUGUUCAUUUGAUAGGAACUCUCUUUGGGAUGUUGCAUUCUGUGGAAGACAGCAGUGCUUUGGACCUGUUCUUAGAAGUUCUGGUGCAGCUUAUAGUGGAGCUGAAGUCGGAGCAGUACUUACGCUGUGUUUUGAAUGAAAGCCAAAAAGAGCUGUGCAAAGCGACUACCAUGAGAGGCAGUCUGCCCACAUUCACUCUCUUGGGCAAGCUGGCAGAUGCCAUCCCUGUCUUAGCUGAUUUACUGGUGGUACAGCACAGUAAUUUAGUGGAUCACCUGCUGAUGGGCUUGACAUAUCCAAAUGAAGCUGUAAAGGCGGCUGUCUGCUACUUGUAUGGCAAGCUGUACUCCUCUCCUGUUGGCACAGAACGGCUCUCUGCACACUUCACAGAAAGGCUAUGUGGUGUCUUCUUGAAUACUUUGGGACAUGCACAGACAAAGGAGCUACAGGUUAAUUGUUUGGGUUUGCUUAAGGAGCUGCUGAAAUCUGACCAUUUUGUUUCCAUUCUUAUGAAUAAUUCAAAGACAGAGGAGGAGUCUGAGAACCCAGACUUUUUAGAGGGCGAAAACCCACUGCCACUUGUUCUGAAAAAGCUUUUGUUGACCAGAGACGAGAUGUUACAGGCAGCAAGUUCUCACUGUAUGGCAGCAGUGCUGGUUCACUCUCCCAGCAGAUAUGGUCCUGCCUUUAUCCAUGCUGAUGUCCCAGAAUUCCUGUUUGAGUGUCUCUCAUGCUCCAAUGAAAUUCUCAUCUGGUCGGUAUAUUGCUGCUUGCUUCUCCUAACUGAAGAGCGCCUUUUCUUCUCGAAGUGUCACACAGUCUAUGGUGUUGAAUCUCUGGUGAGGAGUCUCCGAGAUGUCCUGCAGCUGAACAAUGUAGAGUUGCACAAGCAAGGGCUCCUGCUCUUCACUGAAAUACUGAAAAGCACCACUGGAGUAGCAGGCACAGUUUGGGGCCCAAAGACAAGAAGAUGCAGGAGUGCUGUCCUGCAUGCUUUCUCCCCAGAUCCCAAGGACAUCAAAAUGCACCAUAUUGCAAGUGGGUUUAUGCCUCUUGGGCAACCAGUGGAAAUCAAAUUAUUCACAAACCGAGGUGUAUGUAAAGAAGCCAUUGAUGUUCUGAUGGAGACAGUGAACUGCCCAGUGCUUGAGGUGGCAGUAGAGGCUGUGAAAGCUGUGGCAGCCUUUCUGAGCAAGGACCAUUUGAGCUCCCCUCCAGUCCCGUAUGAAGAGCUACAGAAGCUGUUGGAGGCAGUGCUGAAGCGAUGUGCUGACCUUUCCCCACCACAGAGUAACAAGGGACAUGCAGGUGACCUCCUAUUCUCAGUGUCUCAGAGUCACUCAGGAAACAGAAAUCUUAGCAGAGUACCUCAGAGACAGGGACAGUUCUUGCUCAACACCCUGGAAAGUUUCAGAAAUGCAUGUAGGUUAGCAGUGGAGUUCCAGAGUGACCCGAUGGCCCAGGAGAAUGCUUUCACUGCCCCCAGCUCCGAGAGCAGGGACACUCUAAGCAACUUCUCUGAGUUCCUGUUGAGGAUUUGUGACAAUAUCUGCAUCCCCAUGGUCAUGAACUACCUGGAAAAGGCUGCCAGCCCAUCAGUGAUGGAGGUUUUCAUAUCAACCCUUAAUACCCUGUUUACAGUGAUGCCGAACAUGAGGGAUAAGUUCUCCAAAAAGCUGGCAUCCUCCUCCUUCAUCCGACUGACGUUGGAGCUGAAGGCCAGAUUUUGCUCUGUGCAAAGUAAUCCUGUCUUGAAUCAAGCAUGUUCCAGCUUCCUCUACAACUUGUGCCUGAGCCUCUACUCUACCAUGGAGAAGGAGAGAGAUUCUUCUCAAGAGGAGCAAGAGAUGUCUGAGCUCCUGCAGAAGGGCCUGCCUCAAUUAAACUACACAGUUCCUGAAAGCCUUCUCCUGCUGACUGAAAAUCCUGAACCUUUCUCUUUGGAUCAGUCUCUUUGCAGUCACCAGCACUGCUUCAUACUCCUUUUAUACUUUGCCUACAUCCUUGGGGACAGGUUUGUCCCAGAGGCAGAAUUAUUUUUAGCCAUAAAAAAUUUCCUUCUAUCAGCACAGGACCGUGGAGACUGUCCCCCUCCAUACAUAUGCAGAGCUGUGCUUUACCUCCUUGCUGUCUGUCAGGACAAAGGCAAAGACCUGGACUUGAGGUCAUUGUGUGCCAUAAAGAGGAUCCUGGAUAAUCUCCCAGAUCUGGGCUUGGUCUACGUUCACUGUCCUCUUCUACUGAAUUUUUUCCUGCACUACCCUGAACUUAUGGGCAGAUUUGGACACCAGGUCCUUCAGCUCUGGUUUUCCUGGGAAGACUGCAAUGAAACUGAGACUGAUGAAGCUGGUUUUGGCAUAUCUGAUCAACUGAACAGCGCUAACCCUUUACUUCCCAUUCUGAAGAGCAAUUCAAGCAUUUUGCUUAUUCUACUGGAUUUGGUCUGCUCAAGCUCUAUGGAUGUGGCUCGGAAGGUGUUGGUGACUCUAAAAUCCUUCUUGGAAAAAAAUGAGGAUGUCCUUGUCUGUGACCUCCUCCGGAGUCAGUUCCUACAGAUUCUGCAGCAGCUGCUGGUAGAGAGCAGCUCUGCCUCCUUACAAGCUAACAGGAACCUGCCUCUUUUGCUGAACCUCCUUUUCCUGGUGCAGCUGCGGAACAGGGGUGUGAGAGAGCUGGACAGCACAGACUUCAGGCUGCUUCACCAAGUCAGUAACCUCUGUGGGAAAUGUACGCCGAGGGACACUGACCUCCUGCAGCCAUCCUUGAAUUUCUUGUACUGGAGCCUUCAUCAAACAACACCCAGCAGUCAACAGAGAGCUGUGGCUGUGCUGCUCUCCAACGUGUCCUUGCUAGAGCUCCUGCAGAAGGUUUUGCAGUGCACCUGGUUGUGGUCCUCUCACUCUGAACCCACUUACCUGUCAUCUGAAGAUGCCUUGCUGUGCUCUGGAUGGCUGUUGGCUGCUUCCCUCUUAAUUUAUCAGCAUCGUUACAAUGCUGAGGUUCACCAGACACUCUCUCUAGACCUAAGAGAAGUCCUAAAUGCAAUCAUUUUCAGGAAGAAGAAGCCCAUCUUGCUGCUAGUAAGCAUCCUGCAGUUCGUGAGAGCUAUCCUGCGACAGAACUUCUCUUCUCUGCUGGUGACUGUCAUCCAAACCACAGCCCAAGGUGGGAGGGAACCACAGCUGAUUUCUCUGGAGGAUUCUGCCCUGCUCCCCCUUGAUGUGCGAGAGGUCUUCUCACUUGUUGUCAGUCUGCAGAACCUCCUGGUGCAUGUCUACUUGCAGAAAGACUUGCUGCUCUCUCAAGCUGUGGUUGCAUGCCUGGAAACCUUACUGGAGUACCUGUGUGUGAAGAACCAGGAUGUUGCACUACAUGUUGCUUCACAGCCCUGGCACCGUUUCAUGCUCUUCACGCUACUCAGUGGGGGACGGAAGUCCUUUCUGCAGCCAGAAAUCCUCAGGCUUAUGACUUUGUUUGUGAAAUACCAGAGCAGCAAUAUUAUUUCUCAAAAAGAAAUAAAUCAGGUUAUCCAGGAGGCAACAGAAGCCAAGUUACCAGAGCUGCCUGAGGCCACAUGUCGUGCUCUUCAUCUCUUUCUUUGUCAGAUUCAGAGCAGCUGUCAUCAGAUGGAGCCAUUGCAGGCAGGGACUGUUCAGACCUUGCUGGAAAGUCUUCUGGAACAGAUGAGGAUUCAAGCAAAAUGUCAGGACAUUGUAUGCCUGGGAAACGUGGCAGUGUCCCUCUCACACAUUGGAGACUGA